This is a messenger RNA of Poecile atricapillus (Black-capped chickadee), 2440 nucleotides long. It is a transcript of the gene NGB, whose product is annotated as neuroglobin. The record is from RefSeq and is a predicted model, not a curated record. The coding region runs from base 1 to 486 and encodes 161 amino acids. The transcript is spliced from 4 exons. Gene Ontology annotation, molecular function: heme binding; oxygen binding. NCBI's taxonomy places the organism in Eukaryota, Metazoa, Chordata, Aves, Passeriformes, Paridae.
AUGGAGAGCGGGAUGCAGCUGUCGGGCGGGCAGCGAGCGCUGAUCCGGGAGAGCUGGCAGCGGCUGAGCGGCAGCCCCGUGCAGCACGGCCUCGUCCUCUUCAGCAGGCUGUUUGACUUGGAUCCUGACCUGCUGCCCCUUUUCCAGUACAACUGCAAGCAGUUUGCCAGCCCUCAGGAGUGCCUCUCCGCCCCUGAGUUCCUGGAUCACAUCAGGAAGGUGAUGCUGGUGAUUGAUGCUGCUGUGAGCCACCUGGAGAACUUGUCCUGCCUGGAAGAGUACCUCUGCAACCUUGGCAAGAAGCACCAGGCGGUUGGUGUGAAGGUUGAGUCUUUCUCGACUGUUGGCGAGUCCUUGCUGUACAUGCUGGAGAAAUGCCUUGGUGCUGCCUUCAGCCCAGAGGUGCAGGAAGCUUGGAGCAAACUCUACAAUGCUGUGGUGAAAGCCAUGCAACGUGGCUGGGAGACCCUCCCAGAAGGGGACUAGAUCCUGCCAGCCAUCCCUAUCCCUGACCAUGCGGCUGUCCUGGGCACGGGGAGUCUCACACCACACUCGCUGCCUCUCCCCACCUCUGUCUUUCUGUGUGCACCAGCCCGUGGCUGUCUCUGCCACUCACACGUGCUGCAGGGCUCUCACGUGGUUCCACCCUGCUCCAACACGAGUGUGUCUCUGCCUUUGCUAAGGGCUGGCAGGGCAUGUCCCUGCAGCAGAGCCUGGCAGUGCCACAGCACAGGUAUGCCACCCUGCCCCAGGUUCCUUCAGGAAUACCAACACCCAUGUACCUACUCUGGGUUUUAGUCUGGAUUUAGCUUGCUCAUCUGUCCUCCUCUUGCUACCCACCCUGUAGGUGACAGCUGGCCCUCUUGAGCUUAUUUGCCUGAAAUCCUAUUUGCUUUGCUUUACCUGCUGUGUCUGACACUGCUCGGUCCUCCUGUGCUGCUGUACCUGGUUCUGUGUGACAGAUUUGGCUCCAUGCAGGUCAAAAGGCAGCAAGAGAGCAAAGCUGGUCACAUCAUGUGGCUGUUCUCAAACCUUGCAGAGAGUUUUCCCCCCUCUCCCUUUGUCAAUAUAUCACUACCAGGUAGUUAACCCUGGUGCUUUCUUCUGCCUUGCCUCUGACCUAGAUGGAAACCCUGGUUUUCCCCUGUGUCAGCUUGGCCACAGCCCAGUAGGCUUCCUAUGGAUGCUUCAGGCAGUGGUGUCACAUUCAUCCCAAGGUGAGAUUACUUUUGGCAGGGUUGGGCUGCCAGCUGAAAGGCUUUGUGUUGAUUUGGCCUUGGAGCCAUCUGAAAUGCAGCAGCAACAACAGCAGCAGUAGCAAUGUCUGUUUACUGCUUUGUGUUAAGGAAAAUAAAGCAAAUACAAGGAAAAGAUGUCUUAAAAUAAAAAUGAAGGUUGCAAUUGUGUCAUAGCAACAGCUUCCAGAAAUUCUGGCUCUUGGCCAGAGGAUGCAUAGCUGGAAUCUUUCUGCUGCUGUCAGAAUCUGGAGCACUUCCCAGCUGCUCGCGGUGCCCAUCUGCAGAGUUCCUCACCCUCACAGGAAUGAGGAGAUAGCAUCUGCUAGAAGAAAUCCCAGAAAACUGCUGAGAGGCAGCACCUGAGGGCUCUGUGAAGGGGCUGAACUUGAGCACUUUGAGGAGAGUUCAUCUUCAUGGGGAAGCCACUGUGGAACAAACAAAACCAUGUUUCUAGCCACCACUAGCACCAGAGCAAGGACAUGGAGAAAUUAUUCAGUUACAGGCAGCACGCUUUUUUUUGCUUCUUCAGGACAGGAGGAGCUUAGUGUUGAGGUCUGAGAUGGUCCUGUUCUGAAGACACAUUCCUCCUGUUCUCAGAUGCCCUCCACUCUGGGGCAGAAGGCUGAGGUCUCCUAGGCCCAUGCCAUGGAAGGGAUGAUGGGGUGCCCUGUGAGAUGCCUCUCUAGUGUCCUGCCACCAGGCCUGAUGGGAGCCAUGGGCUUCCAGCAAGCAAAAAGCCAUCCAGUUGUGUUUGGGAGGCAAGCUAAUAGGUGUUGUCAAACAGGCGGUGAACACCCCCACGUUCCUUGUCCUCGCCAUGGGACCAUGUUGUGGUCCUGGCUCUCUCCAUUAGCUGGGUCAGGUGAGGUCUCCCCAUUCUUGUACCCAGCAGUGAGGGAUGGAGCAGCUGGGGCUGGGAUGAGUCACUAGCCUUGAUGGCACCGUAUGGGGCGGGAGGGUUCAGGAAUGGGGAUGUCCUCUUUGCAACCCUGUUAUGGGGCAUUAUGCCUUCAGCAUCGUGGGAGUGGGACACCUUCUGGCUCCAUGUGACAAGUAGGCAGCUGUGUGAUGGGUGGGGUGUGGGUGUUACUGCCCAAACAAUCCCUGCUCCCUCUAGCUUUCUCAGCUCCUUGACUUCUGCUCUUCUGUGCCACAUUUCGUGUAACUCCCAAGAGAACUAAACUAGUCUGUGUGCCUCUUAU